AUGGCGUCCGCGGCCGAGUACGACCUCAUGCCGCAGCUGGUGCUGCGGCUCGACCGCCACCUCAUCUUCCCGCUCGUCGAAUUCGCCGCCAGCCAGCUCGAGGAGGAGGACGGCAGCAGCAAGGACGAGGCCAAGUCGCGCGAGAUCACCAAGGCCAAGUUUGAACUGCUCAAGAAGACCAACAUGACCGACUACGUCGCCAACCUAUACUGCGAGAUCGAGAACCUAGACACACCGCCGGCCGAGUACGCCGAGUCACGAAAGAAGGUCCUGGCCAAGCUCGAGCAGUUUGAGACCGAGACCACGCGGCUGCGCGACCUGCUGGGCGACGAGGACGUGGUCGGCAACCUCCGGAGCGACAAGGUGGCCAACUUGGAGUUUCUGAAGAAGGAGCACGAUGUCACCGUCGACAUGGUCAACGCCCUCUACGAUUUCGGCAACUUCCAGUACAGCUGCGGCAACUACGGCGGCGCUGCCGAGCUGCUGUACCAGUUCCGCGUGCUGUCCACGGAUAACGACCGCGUCGCCGCCGCCACCUGGGGCAAGCUCGCCUCCGAGAUCCUGACCACCAACUGGGAGUCGGCCCUCGAGGAGAUCACAAAGGUCAAGGAGACCAUCGACACCAAGCUCUUCAACAACCCGCUCGCCCAGCUACAGCAGCGCACCUGGCUCCUGCACUGGGCCCUGUUCCCCCUCUUUAACUUUGAGGGCGCCCGCGAGCCCGUCCUCGAGCUCGUCUUCUCCCCCAACUACAUCAACACCGUCCAGACCGCCUGCCCCUGGAUCCUGCGCUACGUCGCCGCCUCUGUCAUUGCCGGCCGCGGCCGCUUCCGCAACGCCGGCCUCCAGCAGAAGCAGCUCAAGGACAUUGUCCGCGUCAUCAAGCAGGAGGCCUACGAGUACACCGACCCCGUCACCGACUUUGUCCGCGCCCUGUUUUUGGACUUUGACUUUGAGGAGGCCCAGCGCCAGCUGCCCCGCGCCGAGGACGUCCUGCGCCAGGACUUCUUCCUCGCCGGCGUCGCCGACGCCUUUGUCGACGCCGCCCGCCACCUCUUCUUCGAGUCCUACUGCAAGAUCCACGCCCGCAUCGACCUCAAGCGCGUCAGCGAGCAGCUCGGCCUCAACGUCGACGACGGCGAGAAGUGGAUCGUCAACCUCAUCCGCGACACCCGCCUCGACGCCAAGAUCGACUUCAAGGAGGGCACCGUCAUCAUGAACCACCCCAACAGCUCCGUCUACCAGCAGGUCAUUGAGCGGACCAAGGGCGGCUUCUUCCGGACACAGGUCCUGACGGCCGCUGUGACCCGGUAA
Sporothrix schenckii 1099-18 is the source of this 1314-nucleotide messenger RNA. Its product is annotated as translation initiation factor 3 subunit E. Bases 1 to 1314 code for a protein of 437 amino acids. The transcript has 2 exons. NCBI's taxonomy places the organism in Eukaryota, Fungi, Ascomycota, Sordariomycetes, Ophiostomatales, Ophiostomataceae. The record is from RefSeq and is a predicted model, not a curated record. Gene Ontology annotation, biological process: translational initiation. Gene Ontology annotation, molecular function: translation initiation factor activity. Gene Ontology annotation, cellular component: nucleus; eukaryotic translation initiation factor 3 complex; cytoplasm.